AUGGCUUGGGUGAGGGUGCAGAGAAGAAAAGGAUUGCUGCUAGCACUGGCAACGCUCCAAAUAGUCGACGAUCUGUUGGUCUUGCCAAACCCGUGCAAAGAUGGUGAACCAUUGUUGUCACCUGAAAGAGAACCAGUGAUUUGUGGAGGAGAGGACACUUGCACAGCCGGUUAUUUCUGUCAUGUGGGCAGCUCACCCGAAACUACGAAUUGUUGCCCUGGAAGUGAGAAACUA
This is a messenger RNA of Mesorhabditis belari, 234 nucleotides long. The record is from the annotation of a GenBank genome assembly. Lineage: Eukaryota; Metazoa; Nematoda; Chromadorea; Rhabditida; Rhabditidae.